UCUGGGGGCUCCCGGGCCGUGCCAUACUCACUGGCCGAGGACGCGGGGCCCGCGGGAUGCCGGGCUGCUCCCAGACCGGAGUGACCUUCCCGUGGGCAAAAGAAAUCUGUAUUCCGUGCUUUCCCACCCAAAACCGCACCGGUUAGCGCUGCAGAAACGCGACUAAAGAGACGUGAUUCGCGGCUCCUUCUGUCACAAAAUUUUGGGAGAGCGUUACUUCAAACUAUCGUGUCUGUGUUCCUGUUACGGAUCAAGAGUGAUGGUGCAGCGGGAGGGGGAGGAAAGCGGCCGUGGCCGGGUCGGGGUACGGCCGGGCAGCGACUGGGACAGUCGAGGGCACCUGCAGACGUUAACGACCCCUCAGGUUUGGGAAGACGGCGCGUGGCUCCGUGACGGAAAGUCACAGCCGGGCUGGGGAGCGUUGCUGCACCAGCCUCUCUCUGCCUGGGGGGGAACGGCCCCGGGACUCGAGGCAGCUCAGAAACACCCGUGGGGUGGGGGCCGGGCUCCAGCCUGUGCUGCUGGUUACGCUGCCUUGAAGGUGUGCCAGGCAUUGUCACCCAGCCUGGGGGAGCCACACGGCCCAUGAUGGUGCGUAGGGGUCUGCCCAAAGGGCGUGUUGAGUUUGGGGACCAUGAGGGAGGCCAGGGCUUCCCCAGGGUCGGGAGGUGCUGGCAGAAAGCUUCGCUGGUGGCAGCUGUCAGUGUGACAGCCGUGAUGUCGGGUCUCAGGGCGCUGCUGUGCUUUUGGUCUCUCUCCAGGCAUAGCUGGGAUUCCUGUGGUGGGGCCACUUCCCAGCAUCUCCCCUCCUCUUCCCAGGACAGCUUUUCUCUCAGUCUCGGGUGACAACUCGCACCUUUUCUCCCCCCCAGGCUCUGCCGCUCUUGAGUCUGUAACAGCUUCAUGGGGCACAUGUAGGUCAGUACAAGCUGACUGUGGACGGCACGUGCUGAGCAGCAAAUGCUGUUAAGAGUAUCUUCUCCCCUGGGCCUGGGGGAGCACGGGGGGAUCCCAGGAGCCACAGGUGGAGAGUGGAGACAAAGGGUGUGUGUGAGUGCGAGGGCCGCCGCGUUUAUCCCAUCUCUGCUGAGCCAGUUGUGUGAGAUCUGGCAGCACAAGAGGAGCUGGGGAUGCUGGUGCAGGGUUGGAAGUCACACCAUGGGUGGGAGUUGUCAGGCAGUUUCCUUUGAUGUUCAUUUGAUUCUUUAGAGCUUGGUUGGUCUGUGGAAAGCUUGUGAGGUUGGGCACAGUGGUCUCUAAUCCAGCUGCACAGGGCUUCAGCUUUCAGGAGUGGACAGCUGGGCUGCGGGAGGCUCUGUGGCCUGAUUGGUUUAAGCAUCACUUAAAAAUUAUAUGUGCUUUUUGAGAGUUCUGCGUCUCGCUGUGUUUGCAAGAGGGGCCACGAGAGAGGUGGGGUUGUCAGUGGAGAAGUGGUGAAUUGGAAAUACCAUGCUUGUUGCAGGAACAUCCUCAAAUGGUGCUGGUGAGGUGUUGGUGGAGAUGGAAAAGGAACAGGGAUAAACGAGCUUUCCAGAGGAGGCCGUUUUCUGUGAAGGGCUCGGGACCAGCUCAGCUCUUGGCAAAGGGUUGUUGCUCCUUUUUGAGGUGCCAGUAGGUUCCCUGGGGCAGGAAUUGUUCUGGUACCUGUUGGCACAAGGCUGAGUGGCUGCCCAGCUCCAGACAGGUUCCCAUCUCCUCCCACCACCCUGUGUUUCGGGGUAGGUUGGGGAAAUGGGGCGUUCAAGUGUCUUCUGGGCCACUGCGCUUGGGGCAGAGAAGGGGGAGGCUGCUGUGAGUUCCACACACGUGUUAGUGCUCCGGAUGGUAGCGAGGCGAGGACCCGAGUCUGUGACAAGCCCAUAUCGCAGUGUGAGAGGUUUGGGUAGGGGCAGUGGACACGCAGGCAGUGGCAGCCCUGUUGUGAGUUGGUGGGUGACCUGUGCAGCGCUGCCUGUGGCUGCAGCAGCGGGAGCCAGUGCUCUGCAUGGAAGUGGGAGGAGAUCUGUUGCUUCCUUAUCGUGAUGGGAUCUGCGAACUCAACUGUGAUUUGGGCUCCACAGCCGCUGGUGGCUUCUCCUUGGCGGCCGGCCCGGCUGCGCUCCCCUCUGGCAGACGUGCUGGGACAGACGUGCGGGGACACGCUGCCUCCAGGUUGGGGUUGGUGCCGUGGGUGUGGAGCUGCGGAAGGGUGGGUGUGCGGCGGGGCUGGUUCUGCUCUCCCGACCUGCAGCGGUGCCGGUUGUGCUGGUUGGACCAGCGCUGCCCUCCCUGGCUCUCACGGCCUGUUCCCUGGGUGGUUCCCUUUGAUCACCAGUUCACGCUGGGAGUGGCCGGGUGCUCUCUGGGCUCUCAGCGCUGGCUGGAGGCGGGUGUGUGCUCUCAGUCGCCAGGACUUGCCUUAAUAAACUGUUGUUCUCACCCGUUCAGCUCCAGCUGCCCUUCCUCCCGCAGCCCCUGUUACUGCUACUGUCACAGUGCCAGGUACUCCCGGACCCUCCUCGUUAACACCUCGUGUGCCACAUUAACCAGUUUGCUCUUCUGGGUGGUUGCAGUUACAUUAACCCUAACAGCUUGCACAGGGGAGCACCGGUCACUCUGCAUGGGAGUCAGGGCUCGGGGUCCCAUCCCCUCGGUGUGGGUGUGCCACGCCACUCCCUGUGCCUCAGCAUCCUCAUCCUCAAAGGGCACCUGUCUGCCGGGAGGGUCUGCCUGUGUCACAGCGGGGCUGAAGGGGGGCUGCCCUCUGCCAGAGUGUUCCUGGAACAAUUAUGCAUACCAAUCUGUUAAAUUUUACUUUUAUUUGCAAUUCUCGGGUGGGUUCUCAUCACCCCGCUGCUCCCACCAGCCCAGGAUGUGAUUUCCCAGGCUCAGGAGCAGCACUGGGGCUCUGGCCAGGGCUCCGUGAAGGUUGUGGCAACCCCUUUGGUAGGGAAGAGCCAAGGGCAGAGCUGGCAGCAAAGCCAGUGCCGGCCCUGUCAGGUUCCUGUCGUGCCCAGCCCAUUUCAGAUGCCACCUCCUGCCAUGCCAGGGCUUGAAGCCUGGGGUGGCUGUACUGACCCUGGACUGGGUUUUUUCUUCUGUCCCUUGCACCCGUCAGCUAGCUCACACACUGGCACAGCGCGCUCUGUAAAAUUCAUGCCAGUGUCCAGAAGCAGAUGAACAUCCUGCUCUGCUCUGGACCUGGCAGACGUUCGUCUGCUGCGUUAGAAUCCGGGCACAAAGGCUGGGGGGAAGGCCAGGGCCGGCUGUGCUGGGCAGGCUGCCUUCUCCUGCCUUCUCCCUCUCUCCCAUCUCUCACGGGUUCACUCUGUUUCUCUCCUUUAGCUGUUCUUCAUGCUGCUCAUUCCCCACCUCUGACUCCAUCUCCAGGCCCAGCUGGCCAGGCUCUCCCAGCGGAGCCGACCAGCCCUGCUGUGGCUCUGCCUGACCCUGCCAGCCCCCCGGCCCCCAUUUCCCCCGCUGUGGUCCCAGCUGCGGCCAUCCCCGUGUUUUCUGUUCCCCCCCAGCUCCCUGCCCCAGCUCUGCAGGUCCCAGUUACCACUUCCCCUCCUCCAGCUCCGCAGUCCCCAAUGGGUGUUGCAGCCCCAGGAUCUCCAGGGCCUGCCCCAGUUAGCCCAGUGUCUCCGGGACUCCCGGCCCCAGUAUCUCCUGCUCUGGCUGCUGUUCCUGACACAGUGACAGUAGUUCCCCAUGCCACACCUGUGAGCCCUGGUUCUCCUCCUGCAGCUCUUGCCUCUCCUGUGAAAGCUGCCCCUCCUGCCACCCCUCUGAGCCCCACAGGAGCUGCAGCCCCGGCUCCUCUCCCUGGCCCCAGGGCAGCCUGUGCUCCUUCCCGAGGCCCUGGGGCAGCCCCGGUUGUUCUCCUACCACCCCCUUCCCUUCCCCUUGCCGCAUUUCCCCCUCCAGCGUUCCUGCCCGCUCCCGCUGUGCCUCCCGAGGCUGCAGCUUGUCCCCAGAGCCCAGGCUCUCCUCUUCCUGCAGCAGCCCCUCUCUGCCCUGUCAUGGCACCAGUAGCGGCUGCCCCGGCAGUACCGGUGUCUCCUGGCAGCCCUGCCUCCACCCCGCUGGCUCCUGUUUCGGCCUCUCCCCUGCCCCCCCUCACUCCUUCCCAGUGCCCAGCCCUGGCCAGUGCCAUCUCUCCUCCUGCCUUCCUGGCUGCCCCCCUGGCCCCGCUGUCACCCCAUGCACCUCUGGUGCCAACUGGGAUGUCUCCUGGUAGUCCUGCUGCUACCCCACAGGGCCCAGCCCCAGGUGCUCCAGUCUCUCCACUGGUUCCAGCUGCUCCAUCUGUUGCCAAGACCUGUCCCAUAGGUCUUGCCCCAGUGGCCCCAGCGGUGGGGGACCCGGUCCCACCCUCCGUGGCCAGGACACCUCCUGGGAGCCUGGACCCUCUGGCAGCGCCUGCCUCUGUGGCAGUUCCCGUGGCUCCUGUCCUGUCCACACCUUCUCUGGGAGCUGCCACGUCUGCCCCAGAGCCACCAACAGCAGCAGCCACGGCUGCUUUGGCCAGAGCAGCUCCAAUGAGCCCUGUCUCCCCACCAGCAGCUCCUGUGCCUGCUGCCCUCUCUGUCCCUGCCAGCUCCCCACCUGUCACACCGGCAAUGGCAGCUCCGGCCACCCCUCCUGGGGCCAAAGCGGCUCCCGUGAGCCCUGUCACUGCCCCAUGUGCCACCCCAGCCCCUGCCACACCAGCUCCUGCAGCUCCACCAUCUCCAGCUGCCCCUCCUGCAGCCAAAUCCCUUCCCAUAAGCCCGAUCUCUGCCCCCUCUGCCAGUUCCCUGCCUGUCACACCGGCGAUGGCAGCUCCGGCCACUCCUCCUGGGGCCAAAGCAGCUCCCAUGAGCCCCGUCACUGCCCCGUCUGCUCCUUCAGCCCCUGCCACCUCAGUUCCUGCAGCUCCACCGUCUCCAGCUGCCCCUCCUGCAGUGAAAUCACCUCCCAUGAGUCCUAUCUCUGCCAGUUCCCUGCCUGUCACACCGGCAGUGGCAGCUCCGGCCACCCCUCCUGGGGCUAAAGCAGCUCCCGUGAGCCCUGUCACUGCCCCAUCUGCUCCUUCAGCCCCUGCCACACCAGCUCCCGCAGCUCCACCAUCUCCAGCUGCCCCUCCUGCAGCCAAAUCCCUUCCCAUGAGCCCAAUCUCUGCCCCCUCUGCCAGCUCGCCACUUGUCACACCGGCAAUGACAGGUCCAGCCACCCCUCCUGGGGCCAAAGCAGCUCCUGUGAGCCCUGUCUCUGCUCCGUCUACUUCUGCCCCUGCCACACCAGCUCCUGCAGCUCCACCAGCUCCUGCUGCCCCUCCUGCAGCCAAAGCAGCUCCCGUGAGCCUGGUUGCUGCCCCCUCCACUCCCUCUGUACCUGCCAGCUCCCCACCUGUCACACCGGCGAUGGCAGCUCCAGCCACCCCUCCUGGGGCCAAGGCAGCUCCCGUGAGCCCCAUCACUGCCCCGUCUGCUCCUUCAGCCCCUGCCACCUCAGUUCCUGCAGCUCCACCAUCUCCAGUUGCCCCUCCUGCAGUCAAAUCACCUCCCAUGAGCCCAGUCUCUGCCAGCUCCCCACCUGUUACACCGGCAAUGGCAGCUCCAGCCACCCCUCCUGGGGCCAAAGCAGCUCCCGUGAGCCCUGUCACUGCCCCAUCUGCCCCUGCCGCACCGGCGAUGGCAGCUCCACCAGCUCCCACUGCUCCCCCUGCAGCCAAAGCAGCUCCCAAGAGCCCUGUUGCAACCACACCAGUUCCUGCAGCUCCACCAGCUCCAGCCGCUGCCCCUGCAGCAAAAAAGCCUCCUAAGAGCAGCCCUGUUGCUCCCCCAUCUGCUCCCUCUGCCCCUGCUACUCCAGUGCUGGUGGCUCUGCCAGCUCCAGCUGCCCCCCCUGCAGCCAAAGCACCUCCCAAGGGCCCUGCUGCAGCCACACCAGCUCCAGCCACCCCCCCGGCACCUGAAGUGGCUCCCGAGAGCCCGCCAGCCCCCACCCCGGUACCUGGCAUGCCAGCUCCUGCUCCAGGCACAGCUGCCCCAGCCCCAGGGGUUCCUGGUGGCCCCCCAAAGCCAUCGGCUAAUCGUCCUGCCCCUGCUCCCCAGAAACCACAAGCCACCCUUCCUGGCUCUGCCCCAGCAGGUAAACACCCCCCCGCUGCCUCUCCUGCACCAAGCGUUCCCCCCACGAAGAAGCAGACCCCUCCCAGUAAGGUCACCAAGCUGGCCCCCCGCCCUCCCCCAUCCAAGCCCCCCUCAAAGGCCCCGGCCCCCAUCAGCGCUGCCAUCGACGACGACGACCUGCCGCCUCUGAUCCCCCCAGAGCUGCCCGCUGCCGAGCCGCUGGUGCAGCCCAUCCUGGUGGACCUCUCUCCCCGAGCAGCCGUGGCCCCCGCUGAGGCCGCUGCUCCUCCGGCCAAGCAGCCUGUCCUGAAGAAUGACAAGGGUACUUGCCGCCGCGGUUUGCCGUGUGCAUGGAGUGUCACUGGCUGCCCACUGGAUACUAACCCGAAUACGGGGCCCGGGUGCCCCUACAUCGCUUGGUGUGUCGGUCUAGUCAAGUAGUCUGCGGAAGUGCCGCGGCAGAGGCAGGCCUGAACCAUGCCAGAGCAAGCUCAGCCUGCCCGAGCAGCCGGUGAGCCGGGGAAAGGAGAUGCCCCGUGGCCACAGGUUCGGCAUGGUGCAGUGCCAGCGGGUCAGUGUCACUAAUGCGCGUUCUCGGGCACGGAGCACGGUGUGGUUUGUGGUGUGGGCGCUGCGACUGUUGCCUGAUCUGGCUUCACACUGAGGCUCUGGGAAGAGCUGCCAUGUGCCUGUACUCUGUUGUGUGUGUGUGUGGUGUCCACCGUGGUUUUCCCCGUGUCCGUCUGCCAGCGAAGGAGCGCUGCGGGCAGUGCUGAUGCCAGAACAGGCCUGUCCCCACGCUCUGGGGAAACUCCUUUGCCUGCCUGAGCUGUUGGGAUCCCCCAGGCACGCACCGACAGCCUGCAGAGAGCUUUGCCAAAGGCUCCUGCGUGCUCAGCGUGGCUGUGGGCAAGAGGCCCUUUCCAGGGAAGGAAACGGGACCGAAUUCAGGUAAUGGCUGCGUGAGAGGGUGUCAUGGUCACCCUCUGGCCUCCUCUGAGGCUGGAGACACCUGUCUCUGCUUUGUUCACUCCUGUGUGGUCAGACAUGGCUGUGCCGUGGUUCGCAAGCUAAUGGUGGCACUGCAGCAGUGGCGCAGGAGCUGGCAGCCCUCCGAGCCUCCCGGGCCACAGCAGCUUUCAGGACCUGGCACAGAGGUCAACCUGAGAGCAGAGGCCCACCUGAGCAUCCAAAGAUGCCGUUCCCUGAUGGGGGUUUUCAAGGUAAUUGCAAAUCAUCUCCCGUAGUGGAGUCAUGGAAAGGUGCAGCAGCCCUGGGGACUUGGUGAAUUGGGUCUUGUUUCUGUGCCAUGUGGCUGAGCUCCUGCAGCAUCAGCAUCACUGCUGCCUGAGUGUGCUCGAGGGGCCCUGAGGGAGUCCCUGUCAGUGCCAGGCUGCUGCCGGCUCAGGGAGCGCUGCCCUGCGCUCCUGCCCGAGCCAGGCUGGCGCACUGGCCAGUGUGGUGCCUCAGACUGGGGGAGCAGCUCAGGCUGGGGCUGCCUCCUGGGGACUUGGUGUUCUGGAGCCAGCCUCCGGGCACCCGUGGUGCUUGGGCACCCGGCUUCCACCAUGGUGAGAGUGCUCAGAAUAGGCUCUUGGGCCACCUGCUGCUGAUGGCGUUUGGGGUUGCAGAGAGAGCUCCUUCCACCAGACACUGCUUAACCAUGCUAACUGGAACCUGCAUCAGCACUCACAACCCCCGGCAACGAAGGCUGCACCGAAGCAGUGUGGUUCUUUGAUCUUGCCGUGUCCCCAGGACCUGCCUGAGCUGGAAAGAGUGAUGUGUUUUUGUUU
This is a messenger RNA of Tyto alba (common barn owl), 7888 nucleotides long. Its product is annotated as nascent polypeptide-associated complex subunit alpha, muscle-specific form-like. The record is from RefSeq and is a predicted model, not a curated record. The transcript is spliced from 2 exons. NCBI's taxonomy places the organism in Eukaryota, Metazoa, Chordata, Aves, Strigiformes, Tytonidae. The coding region runs from base 3156 to 6536 and encodes 1126 amino acids.